ACCGGCUUGGAAACACCCGUCAACACGACGCGUCCCUCACUCUCCCGCGAUGUUACUCAAUCGCUCGUCAUGGCUUUCGUUCGUCUUUUCUUCAUUACUUGUUCUGUCGACCGCUGCGUAUGAGGUAUCCGUGUCCGACAAGGACUAUGACCGACAAAUAUGUUCAGGAAUGUGGGCAAACCAGAAGACAUUCAUCAAUGUAACAUUCGAUAGCGGGUCUCAAGGCCAGCUGGCUAUGGUCAUCUACGAAUGGGGCGACAUGGCGUACCUCGGGAAGGUUACGUCCACUGCGAACGACCUGCCUAAGACCUACGUUUGCACGUCGGACGCCGUCAAAGGAGGCUUCUGCGACAACUCGCAGCUAGGCAGAUUCAUCCUUGACCUGCCGUCGGGCAAGUCAACAAAUGACACCAGCUUCUGGUCCGCAAGGGUCAGCUUCCCGCGCCAGGGCGAAUCAUCCUCCUUGCCUGCAUCGUCAGAUGCCUCGUCCAGUGGCUUCUGGAAUGACCCUGCAGGCAACCCGACACCUCCUGCGGACAACUACACUACUCCAUGGCGACGGGAUGUGACCAUGCUCGACAGACAGGCUGCGCUCAACCCGAGUCCUUCCGGAAUCUUGCUGUACCAGCAACCUAUCCAGUACAAUGUACGUAAGACAGGAUAUUACUGUGUCGCUAUCGUUCCUGUGACUGUUAUGCAAAACCCUGCCCGGCAAGCCACCAACGACGUUCCUUACCAUCCCACCUACACUGGCACCAUUUUCUUCCGCAACACCUUCGACGGCCGUCUGCCUGCCACGGACUAUCCGAAAGUGAACUUCUACUCCAUCAUGUUCCUCGUGUACACCGCAGUUGCCGUUGGAUGGGCAUGGCUCUGCUACAAGAAUUUGCAAGACCUGCUUCCGAUACAGUAUUACCUGUCUAGCCUACUGGGCUUCCUCAUCAUCGAGAUGGUGGCCAACUGGGCCUAUUAUCGCUAUCUCAACGCUCAUGGGAGAGGCACUCCGUCGACCGUGUUCCUCAUUGUCGUAGCAAUCCUGGAUGCGGGCCGCAACGCCCUGUCAUUCUUCCUCCUGCUCAUCGUCUCUCUCGGCCUCAGUGUGGUCAGAGAGUCUCUGGGCAAGACUAUGAUCAAGUGCCAAGCGCUUGCUGUCGCCCACUUCAUCUUUGGCGUGCUGUACGCCGUCGGUAUCGUAGAAUUAGAGCUGGAGUCAACUUCAGCUCUAGUGCUACUUCUCUUUGUCGUGCCACUGGCCUUCACGCUUAGCGGCUUCCUCUUGUGGAUUCUGUAUGCACUCAACGCCACAAUCGCCCAACUCGCCUCACGGAAACAACACUACAAGCUUUCCAUGUUCAAAUGGCUGCAUCGCAUCUUGUUGCUGACCGUCCUCGUCAUUGCCAUCUUCUUUGUCGUAUCUUCCCUCACGUUCUCUGGACGCCUCGCGGAAGAUUAUGGCGCAAGGUCUUGGAGGGUACAGUGGUGGCUGCUUGACGGAUGGCUGGCGCUGCUGUACUUGAUCGACUUCGUCGCAAUUGCCUAUCUAUGGAGGCCAUCGCCCAACAACAGAAGGCUAGCUAUGUUCGACGAGCUCGCACAAGACCCCGAAGAUGCCGAAGACUACGAUCUCGAGGCUCUCGAGAGGCGUGAUGGGCACAUGCAUCUCCCGGACAACGACGACGACGCAGCGACGCUCGUCGGGCGUGCCGGCAGCUCUAUGGCUGAGGAUGCUGUCGUAUUCGACAUCGGAGACGAUGAUGCAGACGAUGAUGAACCGAACGCGAAGAAGCGUCGGGGAGGCUUGGACCAUGAAGGAGAGGCCCAUGAGCGGGAGGGCCUAAUGAAGGACGAUUAGCU
This is a messenger RNA of Rhodofomes roseus, 1854 nucleotides long. Its product is annotated as lung seven transmembrane receptor-domain-containing protein. The transcript has 11 exons. Gene Ontology annotation, biological process: retrograde transport, endosome to Golgi. Bases 50 to 1852 code for a protein of 600 amino acids. Gene Ontology annotation, cellular component: Golgi apparatus; membrane. Lineage: Eukaryota; Fungi; Basidiomycota; Agaricomycetes; Polyporales; Fomitopsidaceae. The record is from RefSeq and is a predicted model, not a curated record.